AUGUCAAGUGUAGUAUGGCGAGAACGGCGCGCCUUUGCGUAUUACUACCAGAACGCCGCAUCAGCCGUCGGCGGCCAGUUGGACUUGGAUUUCUGGCGCAGGUUCGUUCCCCAGAUAUGUCAGAAGGAGCCUGCGGUCUGGGAUGCCAUCAUCUCUAUCAGUGCCCUUUUCGAGAGUAGUCCCGAGGCGAUACCAGAUGCGAAGAAAAACCGCAAUUAUCAAGAUGCACUCGAGUGGUACGUGCGUGCUCUCUCGCGGGUACGACAACAGAUCGCCCGCGGUGCCGUUGAUAUCUUUGUUGGCCUCGUCAGUUGUGUGCUUUUUCUCUGUGUUGAGUUUCUCAGGGGUGGCGUCGAAGAAGCCAUGCAGCUUUAUGGCCAAGGCGUACAGUUGAUUCUCACAUUGCGCGCUCAGCGCGCUUUCGGAUUGGUGGCAACGACGGAUGCCUCGUUGUUGGACGACACGAUUAUACCCAUGUUCAUCCGCCUGGGUAUGAUAGGAUUCUCGGUCUCCCAACCGCAGCUUCAUCUCCUUCUACAAGACGCUUCUUUGAAAUCAAGCGAUUCAACGGUCUCCUUGAAAUCUCUCCGAAAUGAGAUCUCACGCCUGGGUGCCGAGGCCCAAUUCUUGCAACAUGCUUGUGGGGAGUAUCUCUUGAGCCCCGAUGGUCCGAAUGUACCCCAACAUAUGUGUGAUCUACAGGAGAGUCUGUUACUUCAACUAGCAAACUGGUACGUGGCUUUUCGGCACCUGCAAAAGUCAACCUUGAACGACCCCGGGACCAUUGCACUCCUGAUUGCAAGUCACGAGGCGCUCUUCGUCAUGUUGAAAGUAUCCACCUCGUCAUCGGAGGUCAUCACCGAUCAAUUCUUAUUGAACUUUCAAACCAUUGUGGAGCAGUCUCGUAUCGCCUUGAAUGCCUCUAUAAGACCCGAUGGAACACAACCCCCGAUGACUCUAGAUCUCAACCCAGGGGUAGCCCUCUGGUUCACCUGUCUGCGAUGUCGAGAGCCGGCUACAAGGCGCGAGGCGAUCGCUCUGUUGCAACGCUGUCCACGCGUACAAGGAUUCUCCAGCACUUCAGCUGCCGUGUCAUUCGGAGAGAAUAUCAUGCGAUUUGAAGAAAUGAAGAGCAUGGCGAUCUUGCAAGGCUCAACGAAGUGCUGUCUACCCACGCUGGAUCACUUUGUCGCCGGUGACCAAGUCUGCCAAACGCACAGAAGUCCCUAUCUUGUCUCCGACAAGCAGACUCCUUCCUUUCAAGAGGAUUUCUUAGCACAGAUUCUCCCAGAAGAAGCGCGCAUCGGCCAUUUCUCAAUCAUUCAGCCAGAUGACAGUCUUGCCAAGACCAUCACCUCUGAAGUUAUAGCCCAGUGGAAUCUUCGCUUGGACCAGCCCAUUCUCAGCUUCUGGCGAAAUGAGCGCAAUCCAGCUGAUCAGAGCUGGCGGAUGGUGCGCGAGUAUGUUUCCAUGAGCUUUGCAGUCUGA
Penicillium diatomitis is the source of this 1488-nucleotide messenger RNA. RefSeq lists its product as uncharacterized. The coding region runs from base 1 to 1488 and encodes 495 amino acids. NCBI's taxonomy places the organism in Eukaryota, Fungi, Ascomycota, Eurotiomycetes, Eurotiales, Aspergillaceae. The record is from RefSeq and is a predicted model, not a curated record. The transcript has a single exon.